Molecule: messenger RNA, 903 nt
Organism: Fusarium odoratissimum NRRL 54006
Lineage: Eukaryota; Fungi; Ascomycota; Sordariomycetes; Hypocreales; Nectriaceae
Product: alcohol dehydrogenase
Exons: 3
Coding region: 1-903 (300 amino acids)
Cellular component (GO): cytosol
Molecular function (GO): aldose reductase (NADPH) activity; oxidoreductase activity, acting on NAD(P)H as acceptor
Source: RefSeq, a predicted model, not a curated record
AUGAAUUCCACCAAUACUGCUUCAGCUAUACCCGCCAUGAAGCUGAACGAUGGAAACAAGAUCCCAAUGAUAGCGUACGGUCUAGGAACUGCAAACUUCAAGAAGGGAGGAAGAACAGAUUACGACGAAAACGCGUUUAACUGCGCCCUGACUGCUAUAAAGAGUGGUUUUUAUCACCUCGAUGGGGCUUCAGCGUACGGGAACGAGGAAGAACUCGGUGCAGCUAUCAGAGCAUCCAGCGUGCCGCGAGAGAAGCUCUAUGUUGUCACCAAGCUCAACGGCUGGAAGAAGCAAGACGUACAGAACGUUUUUGAUACCUCGAUGAAGAAACUUGGGCUUAAUUAUGUGGACUUGUAUCUCAUCCAUGCACCGUUCUUCGCGGAGAAGGCUGAAGAUUUACAGGAAGCUUGGGCCACCCUUGAAGCCAUCAAAGGGUCUGGACGUGCUAAAUCGAUUGGUGUGUCUAACUUCAUACAGGAGCACCUUGAGACCAUCCUCGCCACAGCUAAAAUCCCACCAGCCAUCAACCAAAUUGAAUACCACCCCUAUCUACAGCACGGUAAUCUUAUAGAGUACCAUCACAAGAACAACAUAGCUUUAUCGGCCUAUGCGCCGUUAACAGCUAUUAUCCGCGCUAGACCAGGUCCUGUAGAUGCCCUUUAUGCGAACCUGGCCAAGAAAUAUGGUGUCACGGAGGGGGACAUUGCGUUGCGUUGGUGCAUUGAUCAAAAUAUCGUGGCUAUCACGACGAGCUCGAGUGAGGAGAGGUUGAAGAGCUAUAUGGCGAAUGUGUGGAGUUUUAAGCUGGCUUCUGAGGAAAUUGAAGGUAUUUCGAUGAUGGGGAAGCAGAAGCACUUUAGGGCAUUUCAGAAUCAGUGGAUUGCGGAGGGUGACUGGCGAUAG